Molecule: messenger RNA, 894 nt
Organism: Aspergillus tanneri
Lineage: Eukaryota; Fungi; Ascomycota; Eurotiomycetes; Eurotiales; Aspergillaceae
Exons: 6
Coding region: 1-894 (297 amino acids)
Source: RefSeq, a predicted model, not a curated record
AUGUUCGGUCUUGUGCCGCUGAUGCAAUCCGAUGCCUACAAAGCAUGUCCAACGCCUAAUGCCAUGCUCGGCUAUGGCUACCGAGCGGAGCAUUUCUGGUAUGGGAUUGAGAAGUUCGCUCCCAAGGCGAUCAUUGUGGAUAGUGGCUCCAUCGAUGGGGGACCUCACGCCGAUCCUACAAGCCUGCUUUCACAAGACGAUCCAAGUCCUCAUCGAGUCUGUUGGGGGGAUGGAAGCGAUAAGCAUGUCCAGAAAAUGUUCGAGAUCGUCCAGGAGAUUGCCGCCCAGGAGAGUUUCUCGUUCAAAGUAGCCACCAUCUCCGCUGGGAUUCAAAGGCACCUGCUGAAUGAGCGCAUCACUUGCCAAAAAGUAGCACCAUGUGGUCUGGUGGAGGAGUUAAUGGUGGAAAGUGCUGACCGCGCCAUCGACGGGGAGAGCCGUACGUAUCACCCACAGCUAUUCACCAAGACCCUAGAGUUGAGCCCGGAUAUCAUCCUCGGCGGUCGCUGUUAUGAUCCCGCCCCGUUUGCCGCAUUCUCCAUAUACCAUGGCGGACGGUCGAUGAUUGCCACGAUGCGCGAAGACUCCUUCGACUUGACGCCACUGUCGCCCAAAGAGCGGUGCACUCCCCUCUCAGUCGCUGCACACACGCUGUACGAGAAAACCAGGCCGGAUCGUCUGCCUGGUCCCGGAGGGGUCCUAGUCCUGGACAAUACAUCGUACGAGCAGCUGACAGAAAAGACGCUGGAAGGUGUGGAGAAGCUGGGAUACGGCACCAUCUUCAUUGGGGGAAUCCGAGAUCCUAUUCUCAUCGGCCAGAUCAAUGACUUCCUGGCCGACGUGAGGGCCUAUACGCAGAAUCUGUUUCCGCAGUUGGACCAGACAUUUCAAUGA